AGCUCAUGCCUGAACUCUGGACAUUCCUUCUACUAGGCGAAAGUAAACAUCACGAACCGCAUCUCAGCCUUCCCAGGCAUUUGGAUGGAUAGCAAUUGAACCUUGAGUACUAGAUAACCAACAAGUGGAGGGCCUCAAACCAGAAGCCAAAAGUCAAAGUCCAAGCUCGCCCGCCUCGCAUAUCCUCCCGUGAGGAGCUAGAUCCGAACGGGCUCCAACCCCCCCGUUGAUGAGCUCUUCAUGCGAGCAGAGUGGCUGCUAGCUAUGACCAUAGAUGACCAGAUGGGCACACCAUGCGCGACUUUCCCCUUUAGACGACUGAACCCCUGCUCGCCUUAUUCUCUUUGUGCAUAUCUAUUCCUAGAGUGGAGUUCCGAUGGGCACAGAGAGACCAUCUUUUGACCGACUCUCCCCAUUGGCUUCUCUAAGCGCAGUCGCUGCCUCUGGUGCCAUGGCAUGCUCGUCGUGCAUGAUGCAAAAAUAGAAACAAGACGAUGGGAAGCCAUCAUCGAAUCGACGUGUGAAGGGCCACGAGAGAAGCGGCCAAAAUAUAAGGAUUUAGCCCUCCAGCAGCCGCCCAAGAAUUUUGCCCUCUUUCUUCUUCGUUAUGUUCAGAGAUUCCAAGUGUCGCCCAAGGUUCUCUUGAUCCCCUUUCCUCUCUUACCGCCCUCCUCAAGCCCUUUCUAUUGCCCGCAUCAAUCUUUACAAUAUCCAGUUACAAGCAAGCCGGACUUGCUUCGAACCAGUCAAUCAUUACUACGCAAUUUCCCAAAAGGACAUUUCGAUUCGAAACGAAACGGAAUAACGAACGAUACGUUGUAGUCUGACACGUUGGCCUGGCUGCCACUUACACGACUGCACACAAAAUCAAACAAUUCGCUCAGUGAUCCAUAUUGAUCCUGACCGAUACAAUAACACUAAUUUAAUUUUCGACUUGUUUAAACGGACUUGACAACUUCGGAUUCGAUAUCCCCCGGUCACAUUUCCCAACGCCCAACCUCUUGGCUUUCGCUUCUGGAUCCUCAGCCCAGUUUAAAGCAAAAAUACAAGCAAAGACAAUUUCUCCAUCCCGUCCCGCUUUGAUCGACUCCACAUUCGACUAGGCCCGGGUUCUGAGUACAGUGUGCAUCUGGUCCCUGAUUACACAGUACCACUCCCCCCUUGUCGAUCACACACCCCUCCUGGUCCCCUACCACGCCAAUACUCUAAGGACCAAGCAUCGCAGCCUACAAAUGUCUAUGCUGCCCCCCGACCAUCGCAAAGGCGUGUCGCGAGCAACUGGAAGCACCGUCAACAUGACUGUAUCACAGUCUUCAAAGGCCAAACCGGCCUCCAAAGCCAGCAAUGGCAAGCCAAAGACAAAGACGCAGAUGCAUCGUCGUUCAAGAACUGGCUGCUAUACUUGCCGUUUGCGACGCAAGAAAUGCGACGAGGGAACUCCCAUGUGCACAGCCUGCAAGCACCUCGGCUUGCAAUGCGAGUACAAGCGGCCCAUGUGGUGGAGUAACAACGAUAUGCGAAGGAAACACAAAGAGGACAUCAAGAUGAUCAUCAAGCGCAAGAAGCUCUCUGAGAAGUCAUCACACAACAUCCAGAACUCUGUCACCAGCUCCCCUCCUGGCCUCACACACUCUCUUCCCACAUCAGCCACCUUCACUGAUCCUCUCGACCGUACAAGAUCCGCCUCCAUUGACUCUCAAUUCCCAGCUGCUUUCAACUUCAACAGCCCUCCCAGCGGGAACGAGUAUGGAUUCGGUGCGCCAAUGCACCCCGAGUUCAUGUUUGGCAGCUACUCGCCUUAUGAGAUCGAUGUCAAGACGGAGCGGCAGAUGUUUGUGAACGAUGUGCCCACAGUUCGCGAAUCACACAUCUCCACCUUCAGCACUUACCACACUCCUCCCCCAGCUGGUACUGUUCUGCCCAACGGCCCUCUCGACGGCGAGUGGGCCGAGCAGGUCUUCCAAGAGCGCAAGGAAUCCCUUUCAGAGGAGACCCUCAACUGCAAUUUCUUCGACUUUUCACAUGGCCCUUCUACAGAGUCGAGGCAAGUCAAGAUUGAGUUGGAUGAGAAUGACCAGCGCCUGCUAGACCACUUCAUCCAAUUCGUUCUGCCAACCAUCUUUCCCAUCCUCGAGUCCAAUCAACAUUGCUCAGUCAGCUCAGACCUGAUCCUCCCUGCUCUUCAAUCAAACAGUGCCUACCUUCACUGCUGCUUGAGUGUCGCUGCCCAACACCUCAAAUCACAUAUCAAUGGCUCUACCUCUACCGAUGACAUUGACAACGAUAUCAUGCGCCAUCGCUAUGCCACCAUCUGGGCUCUUUGCGAGGCUCUCAAGAAGGAUGAGAACCACCAACAAAUUCUCGAGGCAACCCUGGGCCUCAUUUUCUUCCAGUCUGUCGUUGGCCGCUAUGACGAUGGCCUUCUCGAUAUUCCUUGGCACCAGCACUUCCAGGCUGCCAUCAGCUUGGUGCAGAAGCUUGACCUUCCCGGAAUUGUCUCUGACCCUACUCGGGCUUCAAUGCAAACCCCCUUCAACAUGUCUCUCUCGUCAUGGAUUGACAUUCUUGGUGCCACCAUGAAGGGCCGCUCACCAACAUUUGCUCACACUUACCGCGAGAAACAUCUUUCUCAGCUCAACCCUAGCCUUGGCUUGCGGGAGCUGAUGGGCUGUGAUGACCGAGUCAUGUAUCUCAUUUCCGAGAUCGCCUGUCUCGAGUCUCUUAAGAAGGAUGGCAUGGAUGACUUCACACUGUGCCAGCAUGUCUCUGCCCUCGGAGAGCAGAUCAGCUUGACCGAGAUGGGUGAUGCAGGCCCCAAGAUGCCUUUCAAUGCCAAUGGCAGCCUUUCACCGAAGCAGCUUUCCAAGAACAUGACCAUGGCUUUCCGCAUUGCUGCUCGCAUCUUCCUCUGCAGCCUGGUUCCUGGAUUCAACCCUAGGCAGCCAUCACCUAUGGGCUUGGUUGAGAAGCUGACUACUGUGCUUCAACACAUUCCCUCGGGCCCCAAUGGGUUUGACCGCAACCUUGCUUGGGUCUACCUCAUUGGCGGCUCCAUCAGUGUUCCUGGUAGCUCAUUCCGUGCAUUCUUCGAGGAUCGCCUGGCUCAGCUGGGCGACUCGGCUAGAUUUGGCACCAUGGGACGUGUAGCCACCCUCCUGCACGAGGUGUGGGUUCAGAAUGAUAGCCUCUCGGGUGUGAGCACACCCGGGUCCACGACGUCUGAGGCGGCCCAGCUGCACAUCCACUGGCGGGAUGUCAUGGAAUCGAAGGGAUGGGACUUUUUGUUGAUCUGAGCACUGCUCUUUGCAAACCUUCUUGGCUGGCCUUUGAAGGGUAGCAGGACCGUGCUGGGUGAGACCAUCAAGUUCUGCUCUAGCCUUCCUUCUUUUCAGUAACAUGAGAGCGGCCAGGACCACCUCAUCAGGCGAAGCAGGCAUUUGCCAGCCGUCGAGGACCAGGCUUGGAAGUGAGACUUCCAUGUCCUACACGAGGGUAUGUUAUUCGCUUACUCCCUGUCCCGAAAGGGCAGAGUUAUCUUUUUCUUUUUUCUUUUUUUCGUUUCACUUCAUAUACAAUGAUACCUACUGGGAUGGGUUACUAGAGGAAGCCGCAAGGCGUUUUGAGAUGAAUGUGGGAGCACAAAGAGCGACACUUGGAUGCACCACACUCGACAUAUUUUGAUAGGGGGACGAGGCGUUAGGGACAUGCAUGCAUAGGACGUUUGGCAGAGGAUACAUGGCCAUAUGCAGGAACAAAUGGGGCGGCAACACGAUGCCGUUUUAGAUGUCAAUUCAUUGGAUUGAAGCGGCUGAGUACCGCGAGACUCGGGAUCACUCGCUAUUGUUUAUUGCUUUACUAUGAUACCAAGCGGGCAAUGGUAUGGGGGAAACGGCGCAAUGAAGGAUCUGGAGUACAUGCGCCGUGAAGGAUGACGAUAUGAAAAGAGAGGCUCUGGGAAGCUGGUUAUGGGCUAGCUCCCAGAAAGGAAGCGGGAUACAGAUAGGACAUUAUGACCUUGCUGAGACAAGGCAGACAAAUGGACAAAGCACUUUAUUGUGACAUUACCACGCACUUGUUUAUUCCCUCACUGCAACGA
Messenger RNA from Fusarium verticillioides 7600, 4096 nucleotides. RefSeq names its product transcriptional regulatory protein Pro-1. NCBI's taxonomy places the organism in Eukaryota, Fungi, Ascomycota, Sordariomycetes, Hypocreales, Nectriaceae. Gene Ontology annotation, molecular function: zinc ion binding; transcription cis-regulatory region binding; DNA-binding transcription factor activity, RNA polymerase II-specific. Gene Ontology annotation, cellular component: nucleus. The transcript is spliced from 2 exons. The record is from RefSeq and is a predicted model, not a curated record. The coding region runs from base 1233 to 3293 and encodes 686 amino acids. Gene Ontology annotation, biological process: positive regulation of transcription by RNA polymerase II.